AUGCAGCGGCGUCUGACCUUUAUUGUCAGCCUUGUUGACGUCCGCGCCAGCCUCGAUCAGCGCAUCGACCACAGCCUGAUGGCCUUUCUCAGUAGCCAAAUGCAGCGGCGUCUGACCUUUAUUGUCAGCCUUGUUGACGUCCGCGCCAGCCUCGAUCAGCGCAUCGACCACAGCCUGAUGGCCUUUCUCAGUAGCCAAAUGCAGCGGCGUCAGACUGUCGCGAUUCACUUUGUUAACAUCGGCGCCAGCCUCAAUGAAUGCUCGAACGUCGUACGCACGUCCGACCAUUAUGGCGAGGAAGAAGUCAGCGACAGCGCCGCCGGCCUCGAUCAGCGCCUUGACCACCGCCUCGUGGCCUUCCUGAGCGGCGAUGUACAGCGCCGUCGCGCCGUUGUUGCAUGCCUUGUUGACGUCCGCGCCCGCGUCCACCAACGCCUUGACCACCGCCUCGCGGCCGAAUCUAGCGGCCGAGUACAGCGGCGUCUUGCCGUCGUUGUCUGCCUUGUUGACGUCCGCGCCAGCCUCGAUCAGCGCCUUGACCACUGUCUCGUGGCCCUUCCAAGCGGCUAUGUCCAGCGGCGUCUCGCCAUUAUCCCUCCCCUUGUUCACGUCCGCACCGGCCUCGAUCAGCGCCAAGACCGCUGCCUUGUUGCAAAACUCAACAGCAAUGUACAGCGGCGUCUGACCUGGCCAAAAGCCAGUGUCAGGCGCCAUGUUGACGUCAGCGCCAGCCUCGAUCAGCGCCUUGACCACCGCCACGUUGCCGUCCCGCGCAGCUUCUUGGAGCUCGGCCCCAACGUCGUCAACAUCUCCGUCGUCGCUGUCGUCGUCGCCUUGCGCAUUCUCCGCCCUGAGCUGGGCCAAUCGGCUUUGGCAUUGCUCAAUUACCGUCUCGAGUUCACGUAUGUUCAUACGGAACGUGGGAAGCACAGCCUCCGCGACGAGCGCGCGAUCGACGUCGUCUUCGGUGGACAUGGUUCGGGGAUCCUUUUUUGGAAACCGGGGCCCAGACGCGCGAGAAGUUGCCCGUUGGGGGGGAUGAUCCGAGGUCGUACGAGACGCGCGGGCGGAACUCGAAACGACGAGAGUCGCGCGCGACCGAACCCGAGCGCGGAGUGGCGUGUGCGGGGCGGGGAGGGUUGUGCUCCCCCCGUGUGCUUUGGUGUUUUUUUAUCAUCACGUCCGAGGCUGGCGUCUUUUUCGUGCAUACGAAGGUACGAGAGGUUGCGAAGUAUAUACUAAACAACAGGUAGAGAAGACUGAAAAACUCGCACGAGAGUAUGGCGAGAAAGUCAAACACAACCCGACAAAUGCGAUCGCUAAGACUUUCG
This is a messenger RNA of Micromonas pusilla CCMP1545, 1331 nucleotides long. RefSeq lists its product as uncharacterized. The transcript has a single exon. Lineage: Eukaryota; Viridiplantae; Chlorophyta; Mamiellophyceae; Mamiellales; Mamiellaceae. The coding region runs from base 1 to 1242 and encodes 413 amino acids. The record is from RefSeq and is a predicted model, not a curated record.